AUGUUAAAUUUCAGUAUAACAUUAUUUGACUUGGGCCCAGUAACAUCAAACUGCAGUAGUGACUAUCUUCAAGUCUUUGACGGGUCGUCUUCAAGCCCAAGACAGCUGGUUACAUUUUGUGGUAACGUUGUCCCUGGUCUGAUCGCCUCUACAUCAAAUUACAUGUACAUUGUGUUUAAGACUGAUAGCUACCAUACGUACAAAGGCUUCAAUGCUUCUUAUUACACUCAAAGUACAGCAUCAACACUAACAGCACCAACCGGAUAUAUAAUCAGCCCAGGUUUUCCUAGAUAUUUUCUUUAUAAUCAAAUCUACACGUGGACAAUCCUAGGAAAUUCUGGGACAUUUGUUGUACUCAACAUUACUCAAUUAAAUGUGAGUAGCUACACAUCUUCCUGUUCCAACCACCACAUCGAAGUCUACGACGGACAGAGCACCAGUGGUGUAUCAUUAGGACGGUACUGCUAUAGCAGUUCACCAGUGUAUGUUGUAUCUUCAUCGAACUACAUGCACGUCGUGUUUAGAACUGAUAGUUCAACAGCGUAUCAAGGGUUUUUAAGUAACUACUAUACACAAGCUUGCUUGAACAUUGUAAAAGGGACAAAGGGUGUAAUCACUAGCUCUGGUUAUCCCAAUGGUUACAACAAAAACUCGACUUGUUCCUGGAGAAUUGAAGGGGAUGCUGGAACUAAGAUAUCUUUAAACAUCACAGACUUUGAGGUUUUACCGUGCGGGUCAGCAUUUGUUGUUGCGUAUGAUGGUCAGUACACACGAAAUAAUCUAAAUCUCCCAAGUUGUGGUCAAGUACCUGUGUUUUCCAUCAACGCAUCAAGCAACUUCGUCUUUAUCGCCCUUCUAACAUCACGGCUUAUCGACCCUGUUUCUUACAGAGGAUUUAAGCUAAACUAUGUUAUCACAGAUUUAUCGUAUGGAAAAUCCUGUUCUCUAGUGGACCAGUGUCGAAGUUACUUGACUUGUGCUAAUGGCUCCUGUAGUUGUCCAAAUGACACAUAUCACAACAAUUCUACACUUAGCUGUCACAAUGAUGAGUUAAACGUUGGAUUAGUAGCAGGAGCAUCCGUUGGAGCGCUGGUGUUUCUUGUUAUUAUCGUCGUGGUUAUUGUCGUCAUCAUACGGAGAAAACAAACUCGACCCAAAACACAGAUGGAAGUAGGGGGUGUGGCUAUGACAGCAAGUGUAUGUACUGAUGGACCUGUCGCCUCAACAUCCCGUGCACGAAACAAUUAUGUUUACACACCUAAUCCCAAAGUAUCUGAAGAACAUGUUUAUGAGGAAGUACGGCCUUUGUCAAUCAACAAACCACCAACACAGGGGGAAUUGUGUGCGAAUUUAGAUGCAGAAGAAAACGUAUAUGCAAAUCAAUAUUCUAUCUACGAUAACGCAUCGUUCGUUCAAGAAAUGAUGAAAUGAUCCGCAUGCAUUAGUUACCUUUAUUAAUGUUAGCAGCCUCAUAGUUGGGGGUAAAUUAUAAUUCUUUAUCUAAAAAAGGUCGUUUCAACAUAAGACCUACUUA
Molecule: messenger RNA, 1534 nt
Organism: Physella acuta
Lineage: Eukaryota; Metazoa; Mollusca; Gastropoda; Physidae
Product: cubilin-like
Source: RefSeq, a predicted model, not a curated record